Molecule: messenger RNA, 562 nt
Organism: Saccoglossus kowalevskii
Lineage: Eukaryota; Metazoa; Hemichordata; Enteropneusta; Harrimaniidae
Product: exportin-7-like
Biological process (GO): protein export from nucleus
Cellular component (GO): nuclear pore; cytoplasm
Molecular function (GO): nuclear export signal receptor activity; small GTPase binding
Source: RefSeq, a predicted model, not a curated record
UCCCACAUUAAAAGGAAUAUCUGUAUGUUUUAAUAUGUUGAAAGCGGCGCUCUGUGGCAAUUAUGUAAAUUUUGGUGUCUUUCAACUGUAUGGUGAUAGUGCACUGGAUAACGCAUUACAGACGUUUGUUAAGCUUCUUCUUUCCAUUCCACAUAGUGACCUUUUGGACUAUCCCAAGUUGAGUCAAUCUUAUUAUGCCUUAUUAGAGUGCCUGGCUCAGGAUCAUAUGAAUUUUAUAGCCAAUCUAGAACCAACAGUUUUCUUGUAUAUACUUUCAUCAAUUUCAGAAGGACUUGUAGCAUUAGAUACCAUGGUUUGUACCGGUUGCUGUGCUAUUCUGGACCAUAUAGUUACCUAUCUAUUCAAGAGACUAUCUAAAAAUAGUAAAAAGCGAGCAAAUGCCAUCCAAGAAAAUGAAAGUUUCUUAAGAAUAUUAGAAGUUCAUCCAGAGAUAUUACAACAGAUGCUGCAAACAGUAUUGAAUAUCAUAAUGUUUGAAGAUUGUAGAAACCAAUGGUCAAUGUCAAGACCACUACUUGGCCUCAUUCUACUUAAUGAGGAA